Molecule: messenger RNA, 906 nt
Organism: Equus caballus (horse)
Lineage: Eukaryota; Metazoa; Chordata; Mammalia; Perissodactyla; Equidae
Source: RefSeq, a predicted model, not a curated record
AUGAAUGGAGCAAAUGACUCUAUAGUAUCUGAAUUUGUAUUGAUUGGACUUUCAAAUUCAUGGGAGAUGCAUCUUUUUCUCCUUUGGUUCUUUUCUGUGUUCUACCUGAGAAUUAUCCUGGGUAACCUCUUCAUUGUGUCCACAGUAAUUUUUGACUCUCAUUUACACUCCCCCAUGUACUUCUUAUUGGCCAACCUCUCUCUUCUUGAUCUAGGUCUUUCCUCUACCACAGUGCCCAAAAUGAUCUCUGAUCUGUUCACUGACUGCAACAUCAUUUCUCUUCCAAAAUGCAUGAUGCAGAUAUUUUUUAUUCAUGUCAUGGGCGGAGUUGAGAUGGUGCUGCUCAUAGCAAUGGCAUAUGACAGGUACACUGCAAUCUGUAAGCCACUCCACUACCUGACAUUCAUGAGCCCCAAAACGUGUGUUUCCUUUGUAGUGGCUGCCUGGAUAGUGGGGAUAAUCCAUGCUGUAUCUCAGUUUGUUUUUGUCAUAAAUUUGCCCUUUUGUGGCCCUAAUAAAGUAGAUAGUUUUUACUGUGAUUUUCCUCGGGUCAUGAAACUUGCUUGCUCUAACAGUGGAUUUAUGUCUAUGGCUACGUUCUUCUCCUUAAUUAUAUCCUGUGUCUUCAUUUUGGUCACUGUCUGGAAACUUUCUUCAGGGGAUUUAUCCAAAGCAUUUGUCACAUUGUCAGCUCACAUCACUGUAGUGAUUUUGUUUUUCAUGCUAUGCAUAUUUCUCUAUGUGUGGCCUUUCCCUACAACAUCACUGGAUAAGUAUUUGUUCAUUGUUGACUUUGCUAUCACCCCUGUCUUAAAUCCUGCCAUCUAUACAUUAAGAAACAAAGACAUGAGAGUGGCCAUGAGAAAACUGGGCAAAUGGAUUGUGGGUUCUAGCAAGAUCUCAUGA